GUCUACUGAGAUAGUUUCGAUUUAGGUUCAACCACGUUUUUUGUCAUUAAAAUUAGGAACAAAAUUGAACUUAUCGAGCACAUGAUAUAGUUAACUAGUCUCCUCCAAAACAUGCAGGGCAACAUGGCAGACAAAUUAACCGAAGAGCAGAUAUCAGAGUUUAAGGAGGUGUUCACCAUGUUCCAGAAAGAUGGGGACGGCACUAUUCUUUCCUCCGACCUAGGUGACGCAAUGAGAGCUUUGUACCAGCAUCCUACAGAGUCCCAGUUAUCAGAAGUCGUUCAGGAGGUCGAGAAUGGACAUGGUGGUAAAGUUGAUUUUCCAGAAUUCAUCGAAAUACUAGUGAAAAAUAUGUCAGAAACUGAUGCCGAGGAAGAGUUAUUAGAAGCGUUCAAGAUUCUCGACCCUGAGGGAUUCGGGUACGUAAACAGUGCUGAGAUGAGAAACGUUCUGACGACUCUUGGAGAGAAACUUAGUGAUGACGACUUGGAUGAUAUGAUCAAAGAGGGAGAUUCAAACGAUGACGGUAGAAUAGAUUUCGAGAUGCUUGCAAGAAUAAUGACUGCCCGAUAGAAGACGACCAAUUUGCACAAACAACAAAAACCCCCUAAAUCUCCUUUCAACAUAGCGUCAAGAUCGGAAUUAUUUUAAUCAGGGACUGUGACCUUGUUUUCGGCAAUUGUUAAUGGACAGAAACAUCAAUAAGAAUACCCUGCAAAUCUAGUAUUACUGAAGAUAACCAGGCCAAGAGUUCAAACGAACUCACAGCGAGAAGAAAAUGAUGAUCAAUUAUUUGUCGACCUUGGUGAUACCGUGUAAAAUAUUAAAUUAAGAGUAUUGAUUGUGGCAGUGGCUGUCAGACACGCCUCUUUUGAUGAACGCCAUGAUAUUUUCAUGUAUAUCAAGAUCAUUGAGUUCUACUUUUUUCUGAUCGGUCAUCCAUGUUCACUGUUCAGUCAUCAGUCAUCAGUGUUGAGUAUCUUCAUCUUGAAAACGUUU
This is a messenger RNA of Bolinopsis microptera, 999 nucleotides long. RefSeq lists its product as uncharacterized. NCBI's taxonomy places the organism in Eukaryota, Metazoa, Ctenophora, Tentaculata, Lobata, Bolinopsidae. Bases 112 to 573 code for a protein of 153 amino acids. The transcript has 4 exons. Gene Ontology annotation, cellular component: myosin II complex. Gene Ontology annotation, molecular function: calcium ion binding. The record is from RefSeq and is a predicted model, not a curated record.